Fraxinus pennsylvanica is the source of this 498-nucleotide messenger RNA. Lineage: Eukaryota; Viridiplantae; Streptophyta; Magnoliopsida; Lamiales; Oleaceae. The record is from the annotation of a GenBank genome assembly.
AUGUACUCUGUUUUGCUCUCCCUCAUGCAGCUAACAUUCCAGAAAGUUCUAAAGAAGGAAACAUUUUCCGUGGUUUUGGAAAUGCAAAUUUAUACAUCAGUUGUGGCUACUUGUGUUUCCAUUAUAGGCCUUUUCGCAAGUGGCGAAUGGAAGACUUUAAGGGGGGAAAUGGAUGGUUUCGCCACUGGAAAACUUUCUUAUGUCAUGACUUUGGUUUGGACAGCCGUGGCAUGGCAACUUUGUUCUGUCGGUGUUGUAGGUUUGAUCUUUGUAGUCUCUUCUCUUUUCUCCAACGUUAUUAGUACUCUUUCCUUGGCCGUUACUCCUAUUGCGUCUCUUAUCGUCUUCCAUGACAAGAUGAAUGGUGUGAAAAUAAUUGCAAUGCUGAUGUCAUUUUGGGGUUUCACCUCUUACAUCUAUCAGAACUAUCUUGAUGAUAUUAAGGAAAGCAAAACAAAAGCUGAUGCUAAAGAUGCCUCUACCAGUUCUUGUUGCUGA